Lagopus muta (rock ptarmigan) is the source of this 833-nucleotide messenger RNA. RefSeq lists its product as uncharacterized. The transcript is spliced from 6 exons. The record is from RefSeq and is a predicted model, not a curated record. NCBI's taxonomy places the organism in Eukaryota, Metazoa, Chordata, Aves, Galliformes, Phasianidae. The coding region runs from base 40 to 666 and encodes 208 amino acids.
AAAGUCGAGGGCUCAACGACAUGCCAAGAUACGGUUUUCAUGAAGCCCCGAAGACUGUCACAGCCAUGGAACGAGGGUGCCCGCAGAGUGAGCGUGUAUGAUCCGGUGAUGCUGGCUCGGCGAAGGGCAACAAAAGUUAUGGUGUUAGAGAAAAGACGCAGGGAGCAGGAGAAGAAACAGCAAAGGGUUAAAUUCAGGUUCCUGCCACAACUUGAAGAGCCAUAUGCUGGCGUGCUACAAAAGGCUGCACGUCAGGCAAAGCCCACUGCCAGUGCCCAGCAGACCUCCAGAAUGGUAGCGCGCUUGCAGCACGCUCAGACUGAGGCGAGACGGCUCCAGGUGCUGAUGGCCUCCAAGCGCAAGGAGGUCGAAGCUGAAAUCCGGAGCGAAUACGAGCAGUGCACACAGAGGCUGAGCAUGGAGAGGAGCCAGAACCCCUUCCACCGCCUGCUGGAGGGUGACCCUCGUCCUGCCUACAUUGUGAGACGGGACUAUGACCGGCAGCUGGGAGAGAGGCUGAAGGGGAAGGACAGGUGCCAAAGCCCUGCAGGGCAGACAGCACCAGAGGGGUGGCAGAACAAGCCACAGCUCCCGCGGACAUCACGGGAACAGAAAGGAGAGAAGACCAGGCUCUUGGACCGCCGUGGGAAGGCCCAGGGCCUGUGAGGCGGCUUGCAGCUGCCGCGGCCGUAGCCAUCACGGCCUACACCAAAACGCUGCUUCAGGCGCCAGCAACACCCAGGCGCACUCAGGCAGAACCUCCCACCGCUGCACACUGCCAUCUUUGUAGGGGAGAGCUGGGGGAGAGCUGUCAGCAGCGGGACACCUUUCCA